Ficedula albicollis (Collared flycatcher) is the source of this 2114-nucleotide messenger RNA. It is a transcript of the gene PRNP, whose product is annotated as prion protein. NCBI's taxonomy places the organism in Eukaryota, Metazoa, Chordata, Aves, Passeriformes, Muscicapidae. Gene Ontology annotation, biological process: protein homooligomerization. The coding region runs from base 70 to 855 and encodes 261 amino acids. The transcript is spliced from 3 exons. Gene Ontology annotation, cellular component: membrane. The record is from RefSeq and is a predicted model, not a curated record.
AUUUAUUCCUGCGCCGAGCGCCGGGGCUGAAGCACCUCGGAGCGAGCGGGCAGCGCCUUCGCCGCCGCCAUGGCCCGGCUCCUGGGCACCCGCUGCCUGCUGCUGCUGCUGCUCCUCGGCGUCUGCACCGACAUCGCCCGCGCCAAGAAGGGCAAAGGCAAACCCGGCUGGGGCGGGGGCAGCCACCGGCAGCCCAGCUACCCCCGGCAGCCCGGCUACCCCCAAAACCCGGGCUACCCGCACAACCCGGGCUACCCGCACAACCCCGGCUACCCCCAUAACCCGGGCUACCCGCACAACCCGGGCUACCCGGGCUGGGGGCAGGGCUACAACCCGUCCAGCGGAGGCAGUUACCACCAGAAGCCGUGGAAGGCGCCCAAGCCCAAGCCCAGCUUCAAGCACGUGGCGGGGGCGGCGGCGGCGGGCGCCGUGGUGGGGGGCUUGGGGGGCUACGCCAUGGGCAGGGUGAUGUCGGGCAUGCACUACCGCUUCGACAGCCCCGACGAGUACCGCUGGUGGAACGAGAACGCCGCGCGCUACCCCAACCAGGUCUACUACCGCGACUAUCGCGACCAGCGCGGCCCCGUGCCGCAGGACGUCUUCGUGGCCGACUGCUUCAACAUCACCGUCACCGAGCACAACAUCGGCCCCGCCGCCAAGCGGAACGCCUCGGAGGCGGGGGCGGCCGUCAACCAGACGGAGGCGGAGCUGGAGGCGCGCGUGGUGACCAAGGUGAUCCGCGAGAUGUGCAUCCAGCAGUACCAGGAGUACCGGCUGGGCUCGGGCAUGCGGCCGCACCUGGCCGACGCCUCGCUGGCCGCCCUGCUGCUCCUCGUCCUCUUCGCCCUGCACUAGAGCGCCCCGCGCCUGCCAGGUGUCACCCGCCUCCCCGAGGGGUUCCCCGCCCCGUCCGCGCUUGGUUGGUUUUGGUGAGGAGCACCUGGGGCGCUCCCCGGAGUAUCCGGUUCAGGCAACGGGAUGAAAAUUUCCUUUUCUGCCCCAAACGCGUCCCCGGGACGGCGCUGGAGCCCGAAACCGCGGCCUUCGCCUCCUCCUCCUCCUCGGGGCCACCCCGAGAGGGACCAGGCAGAGGGGAGCUCUCCUUGGCAUCCCUGCAGGAGCGUUUCCAAAAAUCCUCUUUGUUAACAGGCAGGGUUUUAUCUCGCCCCUCAGUCCCCACGCUCCCUCUCCCUGGGGCACCUCAGGGCAUUUCAGAGGGGUUUUCGAGCUGCCAGGUUGCGAUUUGAACUGGUCCAUCCUAAAAAAAUAAUUCCCUUCCCCGUGUACGUGAAGAGCUGCCACUUCACACCCUGCAUGCUGCAACCCCCCUCUCUGCAGCAACGCACCAAAAUAAAGUCAUUUACUCCCUGUCACAGCGAGGCUGAAGCACCAGUCAGUUUUUAGAGGCAGAAAAUGCUGCUGAAUGCCCCAAACACCCCCAAAAUGGUGUUACAGCCUGAGAAAAAGCUAUUUUGGAUGCUCUAGGUGACAAGUUGUGUUCAUACUUCAGCACCUGGACCAUAAGGACGUUAAAAUGCAGCAGAAAGGGUUCUCAGGGGAAUCAAGCACGUAGCAAGAGACUGAAAUCGGCUAAACCACGCUGGUACAGCAAACCGCAUCGGGAAAAACGGGCUGGGAAGGGAGAUGCUUAAAAAAAAAAGCCACAUUUGUGAGUAAUUCCUUUGGCCUGUGGAAGCAACGGGUAAAAUUCUCGCUUCUCGUGUCGAUGCUGGGCUGGGGACGAGCUGUAACAUCCGCGGCGCUGCGCUUGUCGAACCGAGCUCGAUUUAAUAUCUCUCGUGUAUUUUUGAUUUUUUUAUUUUGCAAGGCACUGAAUAACACUGUCCUAAACGAGAUAUUUUUCCUUUUUUUUUUUCCUUUGUUUUGCAUUGGUGUAAGCUAAGUGAAGAUAUAUUAUAUAUAAAUAUAUCUAUGAGUAGAGAGAAAAUGAACCUUUCAGGAUAGCCACCGGAGAAGCAGGGCUUUGAGGUGCCACGUACUUUGUGAUAAGCGGAUGUUUUGUAAACCCUGUCACGGUGCAUGCCCGGGAUUUGCCGUGCUGAGCCUUUUCUAAGUGUUCCACGUCUGGUACCAAUUAAAACGGAUCAAGCCAA